Scatophagus argus is the source of this 3661-nucleotide messenger RNA. RefSeq names its product ceramide transfer protein-like. The record is from RefSeq and is a predicted model, not a curated record. Gene Ontology annotation, biological process: ER to Golgi ceramide transport. Lineage: Eukaryota; Metazoa; Chordata; Actinopteri; Scatophagidae. Gene Ontology annotation, cellular component: Golgi apparatus. Bases 541 to 2487 code for a protein of 648 amino acids. The transcript is spliced from 19 exons. Gene Ontology annotation, molecular function: phosphatidylinositol-4-phosphate binding.
CGCCCCUGCGCGCCACACAAGUUGCACCUCGCGCUCGCCCUCCGAGAAGAAGCUUCGGGCGUCAGAUCAACAUGGCGUUGAGCUGCAGAGCUGUCACUGGACUUCGGAGCGAGACGACCACGGCCACAGCGACGGAUCACCUGUGACUGAGCACUUUUAUCUGCGUUUCAUCCUGUCUCUGCGAUUCCACGCACGCCGAAGUAAAACACAGAGAGACAGACAGAGAGGGGCGGGGGGAUUGCGGAGUCAGAGUUGAGCUCUAUCGGACAGUUUGACAACGAAAUAUGUCAACCUGUUUAGCUAACAGCGGUUAACUUACGCAGUGCGAGCCGCUAGCUAUCGACCCCGCCACGAGCUCUGCUGUUUGGGCUCCCUCCUCCGCGUCACCAGUCGGUAACAACGCAACAUGAUUCGGUGAGCUUCGUCUUCUGCUUGUCACUCAGGUCCAGACAGUUCAGCCAGCGCCGUCAGCUUAGCCGAGUACCCCGAGUUUCUGCUGUUUUGUACGAAGCUUCUGAAAGCGUUGGCAAGAGAAGGAAAAUGUCAGACAACCAGAGCUGGAACUCAUCCGGUUCCGAGGAGGACAUAGAGCCUAGAGAGGAGCCUGGACAUCAUGUUGGUAUCGCCGACUUGAGCGGAGUCCUCAGUAAGUGGACAAAUUACAUCCACGGAUGGCAGGACCGUUGGGUGGUCCUGAAAAACAACACGCUGAGCUACUACAAGUCCCAGGAUGAGACCGAGUAUGGCUGUCGGGGUUCCCUCUGCCUUAGCAAAGCUGUGAUUACUCCUCACGAGUUUGAUGAGUGCCGGCUGGACAUAAGUGUGAACGACAGCGUGUGGUACCUGAGAGCACAGGACCCGGAGCACAGACACCAGUGGAUUGACGCCAUCGAGCUGCACAGGAGUAUCAGAGAGGGGAGGAGAGAGAAGGGAGGAGUCCAGGGAACAAUAAUCAUCCCUCCACCACUGGCUGAUUCUGGCUAUGGUUCAGAGUCCAGCCUGCGGAGACACGGCUCCAUGCUGUCCCUCACAUCAGCCACCAGCGGAUACUCGGCCACCUCCACGUCCUCCUUCAAGAAGGGUCACAGCCUGAGAGAGAAGCUGGCAGAGAUGGAGACCUUCAGAGACAUCCUGUGCAGGCAGGUGGACACGCUGCAGAAGUACUUCGAUGGCUGUGCAGACGUGUCUAAAGAUGAGCUGCAGAGAGAUAAAAUCGUGGAGGAUGACGAAGAUGACUUCCCCAACACUCGGACUGAAGGAGAGUUUCUGCACAACAACAACGGCAGCAAAGAAAAACUAUUCCAGUCCUUGAGUCCCAAGGGAAUCAACGGCAUAGACUUUAAGGGCGAGGCCAUCACAUUCAAAGCCACGACGGCUGGGAUCUUGGCCACUCUGUCCCACUGCAUCGAUCUGAUGGUGAAGAGAGAAGACAGCUGGCAGAAGAGGCUGGAUAAGGAGAUGGAGAAGAGGCGGAGGAUAGAGGAGAGCUAUAAAUCUGCACUCAACGAAUUGAAGAAAAAGUCUCACUUUGGAGGACCCGAUUAUGAGGAGGGUCCAAACAGCCUCAUCAACGAGGACGAAUUCUUCGACGCGGUCGAAGCUGCUCUCGACCGACAGGACAAGAUGGAAGAGCAGUGUCAAACUGAGAAGACGAGGAUUCAGAGGUCCAGCCCGCUGCCCCCCGGAGACGUCUACUCCAGCACUGGCACACACAGGUUCUCUGACAAGCCUCGUAGUCAGUCCUCCCCUCCUCUGAUAGUCAUGGCCCCUCCUCACGAUGUCCACAGGUUCAGCGCAGAGGUGGAGGAGAUGGUGCGGAAUCACAUGACCUACUCCCUGCAGGAUGUUGGUGGAGAUGCCAACUGGCAGCUGGUUGUGGAAGAGGGAGAAAUGAAGGUGUACAGGAGAGAGGUGGAGGAAAACGGGAUCGUUUUGGACCCGCUGAAGGCCACGCACUCGGUGAAGGGGGUCACUGGUCACGAGGUUUGCCACUACUUUUGGGACACUGCCUACCGCAACGACUGGGAGACCACCAUCGAAAACUUCAAUGUUGUGGAGACGCUGUCAGACAACGCGGCCAUCAUCUAUCAAACGCACAAGCGGGUGUGGCCUGCGUCUCAGAGGGACGUGCUCUACCUGUCUGCCAUGAGGAAGAUCUUGGCCAACAACGAGAACGACCCGGACACCUGGCUGGUCUGCAAUUUCUCCGUGGAUCACGACGACGCGCAGCCGUCCAGCAGGUGCGUCCGCGCCAAAAUCAACAUCGCCAUGAUCUGCCAGACCCUCGUCAGCCCGCCAGAGGGAGACAAAGAGAUCAGCAGAGACAACAUCCUGUGUAAAAUCACCUACGUCGCCAAUGUGAAUCCUGGAGGCUGGGCUCCGGCCUCCGUGCUCAGGGCCGUGGCCAAGAGGGAGUACCCCAAGUUCCUGAAGCGCUUCACCUCCUACGUCCAGGACAAAACUGCUGGCAAGCCCAUCUUGUUCUGAGGCUCACAGCGUGGAGACGUGAGGACAGGCUUUGAGGACCUUCGGACUCAGCCAGACAAGUUCUUCAAAGCGAGUUCUGCCCUUCCAGUUUUUAGCUUACACGGCGGUUCCGGUGGGUGAGGGGGGAUCCUAAUGGUGCCCUCUGGUGGCUGCAUUCAAACAUCAACCUCUGAGAGACAGUCAUAGGAGGAAAGCUCCUGAGUUAGUGAAAUCAUUAUUACCACUCAUUGCACCUUCAUUGUGAUUUAGAUAAAAUGCUACAAUGCUGUUAUUCAGAAAGAGAGUAUAUUGAUUAGUAUAUUAAGUGAUUUCAUGUCCCGGGCUGAAUGCACCCAGCAGUGGGUCCAGUCUGCCUGCCCUCACUAUGAAAGCUCCUCGUGAUGCCAUCUUUCAUGCUCGUAUAGCAGGCUGACGGUUCGUGUCCUCUUUCUUACAGAUAUAUUAAUAUAUAAAUGUAUGUAUGUUCUAUAAGAGCUUUGUAAAAAAAAAGAAAAAGAAAGAAACAGAAUCAGAUCUUUGCUAAUAGAAUGAAAUAUUUUAUUCUUGCCAUUUAUAGUCCCUUCUUUGCGCUGACUCGCGUUUCCCAGCUUUCUUUCGAAGCUGCUAACUUUUGCUAGUAAGAACGACGAGAUCGAUUUGAGAUCUUAUUUAAGUCCAGAGGGGCCGUCGCCAGCGCGUGACCCCUGUGAUGUAAGACUUGACCUUCCUGACUCCGUCCCUCUCAUGAAAACACCUGUGGUCGGUGCCGAUGGAGCGACAGGUUGAUGGGAGUUUGACUCAGACGUUUCAUGUGUUCGUGUACACGAGCUGCUUGGCUUCGGCUUUGCGUUUUGAAUGUUGUAAAUAGCGUCUCUAACAUUUCUUUGAAGGUGGCCGAGUCGAGCCCAAAUGCCUUAGCGUAAACGGGAGAAAACAGUUCCAGACGCGCUAAAGGGCGCCGUCAGGGCGCCGGUGAAAUCACUAGUGAAGUGCCUCACGGCUGAAACCCGCUCGUCACCGUCUCUUCUCCUUCAGGAGUCCGUUUGCCCUGCAGUACAUCUGCUGAAUGAAUAAACCAGGUGACACAGGUCCCAAAGUGGGAUAUUUCUACAAGUUCGAGUAUUAUGGAGUGUUUAGAUUCAUUUCAUUUAAAUAUCAGUAUAAGCAUUGCUGCCUCAAACUUCAAGACUUUGUU